Leptopilina boulardi is the source of this 3829-nucleotide messenger RNA. RefSeq lists its product as uncharacterized. The coding region runs from base 231 to 3767 and encodes 1178 amino acids. Lineage: Eukaryota; Metazoa; Arthropoda; Insecta; Hymenoptera; Figitidae. The record is from RefSeq and is a predicted model, not a curated record. The transcript is spliced from 2 exons.
AUAUGUAGUAAAUUUUUUAUUAAUUCCCCCUGAGUUUAUUGUUAUUAAUUUUUUAACAAAUAUAUUUUUUUAAAAAAAAAUUUUGUCUUUUUUGUAUUAAUAGACAAACAGUAGAAAAAUUGUAAGAGUAUAAUAAAGGUGAGGACAAAUUAAAUAAUGGGAAAAAUUGCCAAGUGAGUUAAUAAAAUUAAUUAUUUGAUUAAUUAAUUUUUUUCAAACACGACAACAAAAUGAACAAUAAUUCUACAUUAUUUAUUGGUGUAACACCAAGUAUACAAUUGCUUUCUAUAAUUAAUUGCAUGAAUAUGUUAUCUGACAUAUUAUAUUUAGAAAAUUUCUUACAAAAAGAAGAACAAUAUCAACAAUUUAAUAUAAUAAACGCCUUAUAUAAAUACAUAAAUGAAAAUAAUAAAAGAAAAGAAAAACUUAUUAAACAAUUAUUAAAUGGCAAUUAUUUAUAUGGUGGAGGUGAAAAUGAAACUCUUGAUGAAAAUUAUAUUGACGAAACAUUUGACUAUAUUGUCAGUAAUGUUGUAUUUUCACAAUAUGGAAAUAUUUAUGGAUAUUUAGCAAAAGUUGUUAGUACAACGAAUAAUUUAAGUUCAUUGUAUUUAAAAAUAGAAAUGUAUCGUCAACUUGAUAAUUUAAUUGAUUUAAAUGAAAAUGGUAAAAUUUCCCAUCUCAAUGAAUUGACAAAAUUAAAAAUUGCCGAAACAUUAAUUUGGCCACUAUUUCCAAUAUCAAAAAAAGAGAGAAAUAUCAUAGACAUUGAUUAUAUUUAUGCACAAGCUGGUUUAAUAUUAGCACGUUCGGCAAAAUUAAAUACAACUAGAAUUAAAUUUUCAAAAUUAAUUCACCUAUCAUUACCAAUUGAAUCGAAAAUAAUUGAAACUAAAUUAAAUGAUUCAUUUUUGGAAAUUUUCUUUCUUCCAGCCUUAUUGUAUUAUGCGCACAAGGAAAAAGAAAUUUUUCAAAAAAAACCAAUUGCAUUAUUAAUUGAAAAUGAAAAAACAUGGUUCAAUGCUUUUAAUUUACUUUUUAAAUUCAUAAAUAAAACCUUUAAAACAAUUAAUGAGAAAUUAACAACAAAUAAUUUAUAUCAAUUUCAAUUUUUCAUGGCCAAUUAUAAAACACGUACAAAUUGGGCAAAGAGAAUUUUAACUAAAAAUUGUCCCCUUAAUAAAGAUAAAAUUUUAUUAGAACAAUUAAUUAUAAAAUAUAAAACAUUUCCAUCAAAUACUAAUUGUCCAAUUAGCGGAAUUAAAUUACCAAAUCUCAAUGAUAUUUAUUCACAACAUGUUGAUGAAAUUAAGGAAAAAUAUUUUUUACUUUUAAAUGAUUUUCUUCAAGAAGCAUUUGACAAAGCUAAUUUAACGGAUUUAAUUAAUUCAUCAUCUACAAAUGUUGUUCGAGGUAAAACCACACCAAUAUUUAUAAAUUGUUAUCCACUUGCUUGUGCACCUAUUCAAUCAAAUGUAAAACAAAAUGCCGCUUUAAUUAUAGUUAAACAUGACAAUAGAGAAGAUUUAUAUGCAAUUGUUAUAAAUUCAAAUAAUGUUACAUUAUUAAAUUAUAAUGACAAUCGUGUGGUAUUUGUGAAAAAAUUAGAAUUACCCAAAGAUACCGAAUUUGAAGAAUCUUUAUUUCCAUUAGUUUUAAAGCAUUCAAGUGAAAAUUUUGAAAUUUUAAAAAAUAGAAUUGCUGAAGAAAAGACAAAAUUAUUUCAAAAACAGUUAUUUAAUUUUGGUUAUGAAGAAACAACGGAUGAACGUAUAAUUGAUAUUUUAUUGCAAUUUGUGCCAUUUUAUCAUUGUAUUAAAUACAGUAAAGAUGGUGAAUUUUUAGACGCCACUCUCGCUUGUUUACAAGAUGGUAUUUCAUUUAUUCCCGUUGUUGGUGAAACAAUGAAAAUUCUUCUUCGUAUCACUGAUAUGACAGUAAUUUCAAUGUUAAAAUUAUCAGGUACAAUGUUAAAAACACUUACAUUAAGAAAUAUUUUUCAUUCAACAAUAAAAUUUCUAAUUAAAUCAACAUUAUCGAUAAGAAAUAUAAUUUUCAAUCAAAACAUUCUAAAAAGUCUUGCCACUAGUGUAAUACAAGCAAUAGAUCCUGGUAUUGAAUUAUCAUAUAAAAUUUUAAAAAAUGGAGGAAUGCAAAUAAAAAAAAUAAUUUCACAUAUUUCGAAAACAGUAAAAAAAACAUCUCUAUUGCAUUAUGAUUUACGUGAAUGUAAAAAAUUAUGGCAAAAAUUAUUAAUUAAUAAACGAAAAUCAAUGGAUAAUUCAGGAAUGACUAGAAUUGUAAUUGAUAGAAAAGAAGGUCACGAUGUAUUUCGAUAUAUUUAUCCCGGUGGUAAUAAACAAUUUGGAAGUAAAUACAUAUCUCUAAGUAAUGGAAAUGCGGAAUUAAAGCAUAUAAUUGGUUUCAAAGAAGAAUUUGCCGUUGUUGUAUCAAGAGUUUCAACAUGGGGUAAGGUUUAUUAUAGAAAAAUUAAUUUACACACUGAAUUACCAGAGGGUAUUGAAUGGACAUUAAACAGUAACAAUGUAUUACGUCCCGUAACAUUACCAUUUCGUGAACAUAUUACAAUAAUUGUAACCGAGGGACUUAGUGGUAAAAAAAAAAUAAAAUCCGAAAGAAUUCAACAAAUGAAAAAAGCUGUUGAAAUAAUGACGGGAACUAAAACAAUAACAAGAGCAAAAGCACAAAACAUUUUACUACGAUAUAUGUUAACAAUAAAACAAGAACCAAUAAUGAUUGGCGAUAUUAAAUUAGAUACAAUUAAUCCAACAAUUGAAAAUUCCAAAUUAAUGGAUUUAAAUGAUCCAAAUAUAAUUCAACAAUAUUUAGGCGAUGAUUAUAAUAAACUUGAUAAAAGUUUAGAUAAAUAUUUACUUAAUGCACCAACAUAUGAAGAUUUUGCACGCGAUUGGAUUAAAUUCAAUGAUAUAAAUCCAAUUUAUAAUGAAUGGUCAAUACCAAAUUCAAUAGAAAUUUAUAAACUUCUUUAUAGAAAAAAUGUUGGUCCUAUAAAACCUGAUUUUCAAACAGCAAAUAAUAAAAUACGCGCAAUUCAUGGUGAUAAUUUUAAUAUAAUAAAUGAAAUAAAAAUAAUUGAAGUUUUUAAUGCAUACAAUAAAAAUAAAGCAAAUCAAUAUAUUUCAUUUGAAGAUUAUUAUUCUGUUCUACUUUGGAUAAACAAUGAUUAUACAAUUAAAAAUUUUAAUUACAUUACACAAUUAAAUAUUCGUAUGGCACUUAAUAAAUUAACAAUUAGUCUCAUUGAUGAAGAUCAUUUACAAUUACCGGGAUUAUUAUUUAUGGUACAAAUGAAAGAUCCAUUAACAAUUGAAAAAGAAAUUAACGAAUUAAAAGGAGAAACAUUUAUAUCAAAUAAACUUUUAUAUACAACAACUAGUAAAAUUGUAGCGCAUAAUUAUUUAAACAUAGAACAUUAUAUUGUUGACAUUAGUAAAAAUGAAAGACGUAAAAAAGUGCCUAUUUUAUAUGAAUUUAAUUUGGAUAAUAAAUAUUUGACAUCACAUGUACAAACAGUUGCGCCAACUACUGAAUUUCCUGUUGUUAUUUUACCAGAUAUGGAAUUUACAUUAGAGAAAAUAGAGAAAAAAAUUAUUAAUGGAAAAGAGAUAGAUUAUAUAAAAAUACAUAAUACACCAAUAACAAAAGAAGUUUUUCUACUUAAAGUUAUGCGAAAUAUUCAAAAUAUACAUGAAAAAAUAUUUGAAUUAUCGAUUUCUCAUACGUAAAAUACGAAUUAUUUUCUUUUUUCUUUUUUUUUAAUUAUUAAACUUUACAAAGAAAAGAGAAA